UAAGAUUACAUCCUCUCAAAAUGGUCAUCCCAACAAACAAUGUCGCUUUCACUGCUCCCAUAAAUCCUCGCGGUGCCAAUCCAAUCCUCACCCGCAAGACAUUCGUUCCAGCCGGCAUUCAGUCAACCUCAGUCCUCAGUGAAUCUGUUGAUGAAGCUGGAAAUCCCGUCACCAUCCGCGAAGUGGUUUUUCGUCAAGACCAGCGGAAAGUCAAGGAGACGGUGACGGCCCACAAAGACUCCCGGCUGUAUAUGACCUAUGUUUUUGAGUGGAGGCACCCAGGCGCUUCGGAGGAGGAACUGGCUGUGAUGAGGGAGAGGGAAAAGAUGAUGAGCAAGGGGGCUGUUGAGGGUACAAUUAGUGCCAUGCGGAGCUCGCUCAAAAAGGGGAGAUUUGAUUUGCUUGAGUAUUGA
Aspergillus novofumigatus IBT 16806 is the source of this 413-nucleotide messenger RNA. RefSeq names its product SRPBCC family protein. The coding region runs from base 21 to 413 and encodes 130 amino acids. The record is from RefSeq and is a predicted model, not a curated record. NCBI's taxonomy places the organism in Eukaryota, Fungi, Ascomycota, Eurotiomycetes, Eurotiales, Aspergillaceae. The transcript has 3 exons.